This is a messenger RNA of Lachancea dasiensis, 2058 nucleotides long. The record is from the annotation of a GenBank genome assembly. NCBI's taxonomy places the organism in Eukaryota, Fungi, Ascomycota, Saccharomycetes, Saccharomycetales, Saccharomycetaceae.
AUGGAUGAAGCAUUGAUAGCCACCAUCAACAAGCUACAGGAUGCGCUGGCUCCUUUAGGCGGAGGAUCACAGUCGCCUAUCGACUUGCCUCAGAUCACUGUCGUGGGGUCUCAGUCGUCUGGAAAGUCAUCGGUUUUAGAAAAUAUUGUUGGUCGCGACUUUCUCCCUCGUGGUACUGGUAUAGUUACUAGAAGACCUCUUGUGCUGCAAUUAAUCAACAGAAGGUCUAAAAAACCCAGCAACGAUUUGCUGGAAUUGCGGCAUGAUGAUGACUCCAAGGACGGACAGGAAGAGGAUAACGUAGAUGAGUGGGGUGAGUUUUUGCAUCUUCCAGGCAAAAAGUUCCAUAACUUCGAUGAGAUCAGACAGGAAAUCGUAUCAGAGACAGACAAAACCACUGGCAAAAACGCUGGUAUCUCUUCAGUUCCUAUCAACAUGAGAAUUUAUUCGCCUCACGUUUUGACAUUGACCCUGGUUGACUUGCCUGGUCUAACGAAGGUGCCAGUUGGCGACCAACCUGCGGAUAUUGAAAAACAGAUCAAGGACAUGCUUUUGAAGUAUAUUUCAAAACCAAAUGCAAUUAUUUUGUCCGUUAAUGCUGCUAAUACGGAUUUGGCUAAUAGCGAUGGGUUGAAAUUAGCUAGAGAAGUUGAUCCAGAGGGCACCAGGACUAUCGGUGUACUAACUAAGGUUGAUCUGAUGGACCAAGGAACAGAUGUCAUUGACAUCCUGGCCGGUAGAGUGAUUCCUUUGAGAUAUGGCUACAUUCCGGUCAUCAAUCGUGGUCAGAGAGAUAUAGAGGGCAGGAAAACGAUCAGAUCGGCGCUAGAUGACGAGAGAAGGUUUUUCGAAAAUCACUCAUCGUACAGCUCUAAAGCACACUAUUGCGGUACCCCGUAUCUAGCCAAGAAACUGAAUUCCAUUUUACUUCAUCAUAUCAGGCAGACACUGCCUGAUAUCAAAAACAAGAUCGAAAUGACGCUAAAAAAAUACCAAACUGAACUCUUGAAUCUGGGACCUGAAACAAUGGACUCUCCCAACUCAAUUGUGUUAAGUAUGAUUACUGAUUUUACAAAAGAGUACAAUGGAAUACUAGAUGGGGAGGCGAAGGAGCUGUCUAGUCAGGAGCUUUCUGGUGGGGCGCGGAUCUCGUUUGUUUUCCACGAGAUCUACAAAAACGGGGUGAGAGCUUUAGACCCUUUCGAUCAAAUUAAGGACUCUGACAUAAGAACCAUAAUGUACAACAGUUCGGGUUCUGCGCCAUCACUGUUUGUUGGAACUGAAGCCUUCGAAGUUUUAGUCAAGCAGCAAAUCAAUCGCUUCGAAGAGCCUAGUUUGCGCCUCGUGAGUUUAGUUUUUGACGAACUAGUGCGCAUUUUGAAGCAAAUCAUAUCUCAACCGAAAUACGGUAGGUACCCUGGUUUGAGAGAGGCUAUGUCGAACUAUUUCGUUCAAUUUUUAAAGGAGUCUAUUAUCCCCACGAAUACAUUCGUGUCAGAUAUCAUCAGGGCAGAAGAAACUUACAUUAAUACUGCUCAUCCAGACUUAUUGAAAGGUUCUCAGGCUAUGGCGAUGAUCGAGGAGAAGCUUCAUCCAAGGCAGGUUGCUGUAGAUCCGAAAACCGGGAAGGCCUUACCUAAUCAGCCACCUCAACAGUCUGCUCAAACGGAGGAUAAAUCUGGGUUUUUUGGUGGUUUUUUUUCCUCCAAAAAUAAGAAAAAGCUGGUUGCUUUGGAGUCACCUCCUCCGGUACUGAAGGCCACUGGACAGAUGACUGAGCGUGAGACUAUGGAGACAGAAGUCAUCAAACUACUGAUUGAAAGUUACUUCAAUAUAGUCAAGCGAACUAUUGCAGACGUUAUUCCUAAAGCGGUCAUGUUGAAGCUGAUAGUAAAAAGUAAAAACGACAUUCAAAAAAUUCUUUUGGAAAAGUUGUAUGGAAACCAAGACAUUGCGGAGUUAACGAAGGAAAAUGACAUUACUAUUCAGCGUAGAAAAGAAUGCCAGAAAAUGACUGAAAUUUUAAGGAAUGCUAACGAAAUUGUUUCCUCUGUGUAG